This is a messenger RNA of Zootoca vivipara (common lizard), 1514 nucleotides long. NCBI's taxonomy places the organism in Eukaryota, Metazoa, Chordata, Lepidosauria, Squamata, Lacertidae. The record is from RefSeq and is a predicted model, not a curated record.
AUGACGGAUCAGAGAGAAGUGGGUCAGGUCACACCUUCUUCCCCCUUUCUUUCCCAGGUCCGAUUCAUUCUGGAAACAGCCACCCCAGAAAGAAGCCCCCCGCAGCGCCUUCCUCCAUCUCCCUGGGACCAGAGGCCAGGAGAGCUUCCCAUCACAGCCUCUCCGGGCGCCAUCACUCUCAAAGAGGCGGAACCCAUCACCUUGCUGCAGGUUGAAGGCGAGCGAGAUCUGCCUGAAAUCACAGUCCAGGAAAUCGACAUGCUGAUGGAUCAAGGGGAUUUCCUGGUGUCUGGGGAAGGGAAGCCUCGCCGGAUUUCCUCCAGAAAAAGGCGAGCAGAAGAAGAGUCGGCCGAGGGAGUCAGAGAACAGGAGCUGUUGGCCUCCACUGGGCUGUCGCCUCCCACAAGGAUUGGGGAGGAGCCGCCUGCUGCGAGGGAAGCAGGAGAACUUCUGUUGACCGACAAGAUCCAGCCCCUAGGAGAACCCCCUCUGCUGCCUUUGGAGACGACCCCCUUCCAAGAGGGACCCAGGUUGCCGCCUUCUCCCCAACUGACCCCUCUCCGCCCCCAGAUGAAGCGCCGCUCCCCUCCAAGCCCCGAGCUCCAGCUGCCCCCGUACGAGCCGUCCUUUCUGCAGCCCGGCAGGCGGCGGAAGCAGCUGCGCUUCUUGGAUCCGGUGACCCAGAUUUCCGCGGAAGAUUUCCAGAAGCAGAUCUUGGACCGGCAGGGACAGUGUCAGCCCCUGGAGACUGUGCUGUUGCCUCUGAAGAGGUUGAAGACUGCAGAGGAGCUCUUGGGAGCGCCCACCUACGGAUGGAUGCACCCCGCCCUCCAGGGCCUCUGGGCCCGCUGCGCCAAGCGCCAGCGCGUAGACUACGCCAAGCAGCGAGCAGCAGAGGAAACGCAGAGGAGGAGGGAGGAGGAGGAAGAAGUGCAGAGGGCCGAGGUUCCCAGUGAGCUGGAGGAGCUUCGAGCAGCUGAGGAGCCGAGCAUUCCACCUGUCGGUUCGUCAGAGAUUUCCCUCGAGACGACCGAAGAAGAAUCUCGGCCGAGUUUUGUGGUAGCAGAGGAGAGGGUCCUCCUGGAACCAGAGGAAGCGGCGCUGCCCAUCGUUCCUGAGCUCCCGGAAAUAAGUUUCGAGCUGCCCUUGGAUAAGAAUGUGUUCACGGAGGACUACGUGCGAAGGUUGAUUGCUGCCAGACUAGAACAGGCCGGAGUCACAGAAUUUGACCAGCUCCUGCCCCGGGCCGUUUCGCGGGCUGUUGCCAGCCGGUUUUUCUUUACAUGUUUGGUGCUGGCGGCAGCCCAGUUCAUACACCUGGAGCAAGCAGAAGCCUACGGACGGAUUGUCAUCACCCCUGGAGCCCGUUUCCACCAAGGCUAGCGAGACCCUGUUGUUCCUGCUACAGAUCUUUGCCCUGUGGAGGGUGCCGUUGGUGUCCCAACGUGGGGGGGGCACACCUCUAGGAGCUGGAGAACUGCUUCCUUUGUCAAACAGUUGUACAUUUUUUUUAA